GGAAAAAAAACAAUUUCACAGCUCUAGUCCUGAUGGUUGAGGUAUGGUGGUCCUUGUUGGGGGCUGCUAUUCCUGCUAUUGUAGCCGGUCAAGCUUACAGAAUUAGGAGAAAUCACGCUGAGGAGCAGAGAAUUAAGAGUGCACGGGGCAGGGAGAAGAGCACUGAUGAUAUAUUCGUGUGCGAGAGAGUCUGCACGUCGAAGAGAAUGUUGAAAAAGGUGGGCGCAUUUUCCAAGGACCCAAUUCCCGAUACUUGUAUUACCGUUUGUGGUGUAUCGGAACUCGAUGCUUGCUCUGACGCCUGUGCUCGGACCGUCUGUGUUAACCAGCAUCAAGUGCCGAAUUGGAAUGAUGUCUGCCUCAGGAGAUGUCAAAGUGAAUGCCUCAAACUUUCCUCUUCUCUCCUAUCAUAGUUUUACUUGUUUUUCUUCCUUGUGGAUUUCUUUGCCAAACUUGUUAAAAGCCACCAUUCUCAAGCUUUAAUGUUUAAAUGGUAUGCUUAAACUUAAACUUUUAGAUCAAUGGUUUGUCAGCUUGUACCAA
Molecule: messenger RNA, 543 nt
Organism: Lycium ferocissimum
Lineage: Eukaryota; Viridiplantae; Streptophyta; Magnoliopsida; Solanales; Solanaceae
Exons: 1
Coding region: 33-413 (126 amino acids)
Source: RefSeq, a predicted model, not a curated record